This is a messenger RNA of Fundulus heteroclitus (mummichog), 1519 nucleotides long. It is a transcript of the gene fam163a, whose product is annotated as family with sequence similarity 163 member A. The transcript is spliced from 5 exons. The record is from RefSeq and is a predicted model, not a curated record. Lineage: Eukaryota; Metazoa; Chordata; Actinopteri; Cyprinodontiformes; Fundulidae. The coding region runs from base 654 to 1145 and encodes 163 amino acids.
UUGCCAGGGAGAAGGUCUGUGACGCGGGGCGGCUCUUCCCCCUCCUCCCCCUCCUGCUGCCUGCCCGCCCACCGGUGGUCUCCGUUUUUACCUCAAGUCCGUCACUUGUUGGAUGUUUAUUUCAUCUCAAUGUUUUCAGCAUUGUUUACCAUCUUUGGAUAUCCGUGGAGAUUUGAGAGAUUUAAGCCCGCUGUUACAGGGACUACGUGCGCGUAAAAAGGCGCUUCAUCCCGGAGCGUCCCCGUCCUCUUCCCCGUGUAUCUGACCAGUCUGCUGCACCGUGAUUGUGCUCCUCUGGGUCUGCGUGUCUCCACGCCGGUGCGCCUGAAAAAAAAGCUGCGUGUUGGUCCCACGGCGGCGGGGUUUUGUGUGUGCUUCGUGGCGGCGCAGUGCGCCCCGGACCCCGGCUCAUCCUUGGAGAAGUCUCGCCGCAGUCCCAUGCCCAGCGCUCCUCUGCAGCGGCGAUAAGGAUGCUGGCGGCUUCUCACCGUCCGGAUCCACAAGGUUGCAUCGAGAUGCGCUGUGGGAGCAUGUAACCAAACCAGACGUUCACACCGAGUUUCCUUUGACGGAAGUUCAAACCAAAUAACCUCCAAACACUCCCUUGAUGUGUUAAGCUACUUUACUGAACAGUUUGAUGGAGAGCUGGUCGGAUGACAGCUGGAACCGUUGUCAUAACUGGAGGAAUACUGGCCACAGUGAUACUUCUGUGUAUCAUAGCCGUGCUCUGCUACUGUAGACUCCAGUACUACUGCUGUAAGAAGAAUGGGUCUGACAGCGGCUCCCUCUCUCAGCAACACUUUGCUUGCAACGCCUGCAGCAUCACUGGCCUGGAUGGACCGAUCAUCACGCCUGUGUCGCUGUCGCCACCGGAACCGGCCAAGUCCUUCAACCCCUCCAAACCCGCUGUGGGGCAACGCCGCUACUGUCCCACCUGCUCCCCCUACGACUCCCCCUUCUACAUCCGUACCACUGACGAGAUACGCAACGGCGGAGAGCGCGUCACCUACAUGCCAACACACUAUGAGAACCAGGCGCUGGCAAUGCCGCUGCCGGCCGUCCGAGGCUCCCUGUUGAGGGACACCCAGCGAGGUCGGCCGCCUGAUUUCUACACCAACACCCGAGCCAUCAGCACAGAGGUGUGACCACCUCUUCUUUCGCAUCUCGACGCACCAGCAUCGCUGAAAAGACACAACUACUAUUGUAAAUUUUGGCUUCAAUGGCGAUGCCAGUGAGCUUGUUGAGGCAGCGUAUUUACAGACAAUCUGGGUUGUAAUGGAUUUGGCUGAGAACUGUUUUAGCCAGAGAUAGGGAUGAAAAACAAGGGCAGAAGAGUUCCUGCUUAUUAUUUUCAAACGAGAACCGAUUCUCCUAAAUGUCUCUAUAUGCACCUACAUGAAAGGUAAGCCUGCUGACUGUUAAUGGGUCUUUAUCCACAGAGGGCUAUCUAGACCCACCUAUGACUUUACUGUGCUGUGUCUUCUUCCCAACGUUAAUGUGAUGAGAUGUAUGCGUAAGU